Molecule: messenger RNA, 1717 nt
Organism: Ctenopharyngodon idella (grass carp)
Lineage: Eukaryota; Metazoa; Chordata; Actinopteri; Cypriniformes; Xenocyprididae
Exons: 1
Coding region: 89-1387 (432 amino acids)
Cellular component (GO): nucleus
Molecular function (GO): DNA binding
Source: RefSeq, a predicted model, not a curated record
CGGUUCAACUGAUUCACUGAAAAUAUCCGACUUAAAAGAAUCGCCUCCAGAGUCCAAAUCUCCAUCGCUUUUCAAAAGCAUCUAAACAAUGGCCACGAGGAAAUAUGUCCGUAGGUCAUUUCAGGAAAAAAAGCGUCUACUGGAGAAAUACGAUCAACUUCCUCCAAUGUCCCAUAGCGCUGCUGCACGUCUGCUAAACAUCUCAGGACCUCUGCUUUCUUUCUGGCUCCGGAAAAGGAAUAUUAAAACUGCCAAGUCUAAACUUCCUAGGACUGUCUUUCCAUCUCGCAAGACGCCUCGAGUAGAAGCUGCACUGUGGAAGUGGAUCGAUACUUGUCUUGGGAACGGUAUUACAGUCAAUGAUUUAAUGAUUCGUAAAAAAGCGACUCAAGUGGCUAAAGAAAUGGGUCUCUACAAUUUCAGGGCGAGCACAGAGUGGUUGACACGCUUUAAAACCCGGGAGGGAGUAAUACGACAGAUGUUUGACCGAAAAGACGCGCUAGGAGAGCCCAAAUCUUGCAAUACAGCGGCGGAGCGGUUUAAAGAGCAUAAGAAAGACCUCACAACUAGAAAGACGCAUCGAAUCGAAGCUGCACUGUGGCGGUGGAUCGAUUAUUCCCGAGAGAACGGUAUUAACGUAAAUGAAUCAACGAUUCGUUCAAAAGCGGCUCGGUUGGCCAGGACGGUGGGAUACCCUAACUUCAGGGCGAACACAGACUGGUUCACGCGCUUUAAAACCCGAGAGGGAGUAAUACGAGCGAUGUUCCAUGAUCGACCAGAAAAGCUUACAUCUGAAAAUAAGGCGGCGGUACCAAGGAUGGAUUUUACAUCUACAAAGAUGCAGCAAAUUGAAGGCGCGCUUUGGAGAUGGAUCGAUCGUUCUCAUGAGAACGGCAUUACAGUAAAUGAAUUAAUGAUUCGUUCAGAAGCGACUCGGUUGGCUAGGAUGAUGGGUUUCCCUGACUUCCGGUCAAGCGGAGACUGGUUCAGCCGCUUUAAAAUCCGGGAAAGAGUCGUACGCGGGAUGUUGCUGGUCGACCAGCCUUCAGAAAAUACACCAAGUGACCAAACCGAGGACGACAGUGCGUCCGAAAACGAGCGUGUAAUGCAACAAUCUGAUGAAGCCACAUCUACGAACCAAUCUAACUAUAAGAGCGAAGCACUAACGGAUCUGGACGUUCCAAAACUCGAUCCAACAGUGGUCACAGCUGAGCUCAAUGGCGAUUUACACACUGUCACUGUACCCUCACUGUGGCAAAUGAAGGAGGCUAUGAAAACACUAGCAACCGGUUUACUGUACAGAGGAUUCUGCGACUUUAAACUUCUUCAUCAGUUUGAAAAAGAGGUUGAUAAUGUUGUAAGAAGAUCUUUGACCCUAGGAUCAUAAAAUCCAUGUUUAAAUGCAUCUGUAUUGAAGUCUACAGUUGAUUUUUAGAGACUAGUAGUCCAGUAUGUAGCGUAAUAACGGGACACAAACGCGCUCUCUCAGAUGACCACAUGGGGGCGCCAAGUGUUUGUUAUAACACAUUCACCAAUAUUGGGGGAAUAAGUGAUUCCAUCAAGUGUUAAUUUUAAUCCACCUUUUAUUUUGUAGCAUGAAUGUGUAUUACAUUAUUAAGGUACUUAAUUUGUCCUUUGACUUGAAUUUUUGAACCUUGUUUUAAUGAUAUUCUUUAUUUUUUACAUAAAAGCAUUAAUAAAAAUACCAUGUUGCUGA